This is a messenger RNA of Zerene cesonia (dogface butterfly), 3039 nucleotides long. RefSeq names its product H(+)/Cl(-) exchange transporter 7-like. The transcript is spliced from 15 exons. NCBI's taxonomy places the organism in Eukaryota, Metazoa, Arthropoda, Insecta, Lepidoptera, Pieridae. The record is from RefSeq and is a predicted model, not a curated record. Gene Ontology annotation, cellular component: intracellular membrane-bounded organelle; lysosomal membrane. Gene Ontology annotation, molecular function: voltage-gated chloride channel activity. The coding region runs from base 262 to 2631 and encodes 789 amino acids. Gene Ontology annotation, biological process: transmembrane transport; chloride transport.
UGUUGAAAGUAUACAAAGACAUAAAAAUAAUUGUAACUAAAGUUUAUUGAAAUAAUUCUACACUCGUGUACGCAAUUAAUAUCAAUCUCUUAUAAUUAUAUUCUUUUACCGAAUUUUCUAAAAUGUACCACUAACAAAAGUUACAAUUAAAGCUAUGUAUUUGUAAAUAUGUAUCGAUAAUAACUUAAAAUACAUAAACAAGGUGUUGGGAUCACAUCAGAAUUUGACUUUUAACAUACUUUAAGAAAUAUUUGUCUAAAAAUGGAAAAUUCUACUAAUGAAAUCGUUAAUGAAACUUCUGAUACAGCAAAUCUAAUAAGCAAUGAAGAGGCUAGCACUUCAAACUAUGCUCAAUUAAACAAAUCUUCUGACUUACAGGAUUCUGGUGAAGAGGACAUCCAUGGAAGUCAUGGGAUAAGGCGUAGGCAGCCUGUGCAAAAAAUUACACCAGGAUCUAUGAAUAUUUUGUCAGCAAAAUAUGAGAGUUUGGAUUAUGACACAUGUGAAAACCACUUACUUCUAGAUGAAGAAAGGAAAAGAGGUUAUCCAUAUAUAGUCAAGAAAGACAUAGCAAGAUGGUUUAUUUUUCUUUUAAUUGGGGUCAUAACAGCGCUAAUUGCUUUUAUAAUUGACAUUUGUAUUGAAGAAUUCUCCAAUAUCAAAUAUGUACAGCUGAAGAAAUCUGUUGAUAAGUAUGUGCUGUUAGAUAAGCUCUACAUUCCAUAUUUGUUGUGGGUGUUGACAAAUAUAUCAAUUGUGUUUAUUGGAAGUGUACUUGUUGCAUAUGUGGAGCCCGUAGCUGCAGGCAGUGGUAUACCGCAAGUAAAAUGUUAUCUUAAUGGAGUUAAAGUACCAAGAGUUGUUAGAAUUAAGACACUGAUUGUUAAAGCAGUGGGAGUUAUCACUGCUGUUGUUGGAGGACUAGCUGGUGGGAAGGAAGGGCCCAUGAUACACAGUGGGGCUGUGGUUGCGGCGGGAAUUUCUCAAGGCAAGAGCACGACAUUUAACAAAGACUUUAAAAUAUUCCAAUAUUUUCGUGAGGAUCACGAAAAGAGAGACUUCGUGUCUGGAGGAGCGGCGGCCGGCGUAUCUGCAGCUUUUGGAGCUCCCAUUGGUGGUGUUCUAUUUUCACUGGAAGAGGGGACAAGCUUCUGGAACCAGGCACUAACAUGGCGAACAUUUUUCGGUACCGUUGUCUCUACAUUCACGCUAAAUUUUGCCCUGUCGGCCUAUCAUGGUCACCCCGGCGAUCUGAGUUAUCCUGGCUUAUUGAAUCUCGGUAAAAUGGAGCCAUUCCCCUACCAAAUCUAUGAAUUGCCAGUGUUUAUUGUCUUUGGCAUAAUAGGUGGUCUACUGGGAGCUCUAUGGAAUUAUAUUAACUACAAACUGGCAGUUUUUAGAAUAAGGUAUGUGGGCACACCGUGGUUGCGUGUUGUGGAAGCAUGCUUAGUGGCAUGUGUUAGUGCUACGUGUGGAUUCCUUAUGAUGUUUCUUCUGAAUGACUGCCGUCCGCUCGGAGAGGAUCCUACGAAAGUGCCGCUCCAGCUAUACUGCGCGGACGGCGAGUACAACGCGCUGGCCGCGAUCUGGUUCCAAACACCGGAAGCGUCCGUCCGUUCGUUCCUCCACGACCCUCUCGGCUCGUACAAGCCAGUGUCGCUGCUGGUGUUCGUGAUCAGCUACUUCCUGCUGUCGACUUGGACGUUUGGUCUCGCCGUGUCCAGUGGACUCUUCAUACCGAAUCUGCUGACGGGCGCCGCGUGGGGGAGGCUGUUGGCCAUUUGGAUACAGUACGCGAUACCGUCUACGAGUAUAAAUCCAGCCAAAUACGCUUUGAUCGGCGCUGCGGCCCAGCUCGGUGGUGUAGUGCGAAUGACCAUUUCUUUGACGGUCAUCAUUAUCGAGACAACUGGGCAGAUCUCGAAUGCACUGCCAAUUAUUAUCACGCUGGUGGUGGCCAAAUGGACUGGGGACUUCUUUAAUGAGGGUAUAUACGACAUCCACAUCCAACUGGCCGGCGUGCCGCUGCUCGCGUGGGAGCCGCCGCCGCUCGCGCACAACGUGUACGCGUCGGAGGUGAUGUCGCACCCGGUGUUCACGCUGCGGACUGUGGAAAACGUUGGCCAUAUCGUGGAGAUACUCAAGCUGGUGUCGUACAACGGCUUCCCGGUCGUCGAUCCGCCGCUGGCUGAUGAUGCUGAAGUGACGACUUACAAGCGGUUGCGUGGUUUAAUACUCCGUUCCCAAUUAAUAGUACUCAUACAGAACAAGAUAUAUAAUGAAAAUGCGAACACAACAUGGUCUAACUUCAAUGUAGACAUGAAUAUGUUUAGGAAGGAAUAUCCGCGAUACCCUUCUAUUGAUGAGUUGGAAAUAGCAGACUGGGAGAAAACAUGCACAAUAGACUUACGACCCUUUAUAAAUCCAUCUCCAUACACCUUACCGCAUCGAGCAUCUCUACCAAGGCUUUUUAGGCUUUUCAGAGCUCUAGGAUUACGACAUCUACCUAUUGUGAAUGAUGUCAAUGAGGUGGUAGGAAUGGUAACACGGAAAGAUAUAGCAAGGUACAGAGUAUGGAGGCAUCGGGGACAUAUGGGAAUGGAAGAAUUAUUACUUUCUAGUGAAAUUUAAAUAUUUAUAUUUUAUAGAUAUUAUAUUGAUAUUGUAUAUUAAUAAAAGUAUAUGAAAAUAUUAAUUAAGUGUAAAACAUAUUAAUUAUCUUUUUUAUGUGUAGGAAUGCCAAUAGUUUAUUAGUGAUAUUUUUUAAAGUAUUCUGAUAACCACAAUAGAGCUGUGAAAUAUUUGAUAUAAAUAAGUAUGAGUAUAAUUUAUUCUUUUUAGCUUAUUAGUCAUGCUAAUGUAAGAACACUCGUCUGUAAUUUGAUUUCAUGUUGUUUACUAAUUAGUUUACCAAAGACAUCUAUCAAAAAAUUUAUUAUAUUUUGGUCACUUUCAAUCACUGAUUAAUAUAUUAGUGUUAGAUAAUUUAGAUUAUAUUUACACGGAGGAAAUAUUUAUUAAUAAAAAUAAAGUAUUUUA